AUGUCCAGUCUCGCAGGCCCAAGCUCGUACUCCUCCUUCUCCGUGCGCCCCCAGCAGCCCCCAGCGAUCUCUACGAAGCUCAGGCGUGUCGUCGAUGUCGAGUCUACGCCCCCGAGCGCGGUCACCUCCGCCACCGCCCCACCCACGCCCAUCGCCCGGGCCCAGUCGAUCGCGGAGACGGAGGGACGGGGGGAGAGCCUGGACCGGCAGGUGAACGGGCAUACGCAGCGUGCAGACGAUCGGAACGGCAAUGGAGAGAGGAAUGAAGAGAGGAGGCGGCCGCAGGACGUGAAGGCGAGCAUCAGCCCGGACCUGGAUGCGGUGCGCGCCCGGGUGACUACAUGGAGUCGAAAACAAGGCAGGACGAUUGAGGAGGAGACUGCGAUGGUGCAGACCGCUUUAAGGAUUGCGUCGAGAUUGGCUGAAGACCAGCGUGCUGCCCUUGCGCCAGACACGGACACUCCGUUCGCCGACCAAGUGGAUGUGGUAACCAGGCUGCUUCCGUAUCAUGUUUUUCAGCAUCCUAGGGAAGAUUUGGACGCGGUCCUGCAGUCUGGGAGCAUACACCCCUCACGCAAGGGAAAGCGCAAGGCGACCGAAGAAGAUUUGCUUCGCGCAGAGAUCGCAGACACCAAAUUUGCAUUGGACUGCUGGAAGAGGCGGCGGGCUCUUGAGAAGCGUUUCCGAAAAGCGAGGAUUGAGGAGGGCAAGCGAGCUUCACCUGCCGAUCAAGGCUACGUUCUGGCACAAGCCGUAUUGGAGGUCGAGCGUGCGGACACGACGGCCCUGCAGCAGGAGCUACGCUCGGCGCGCCAGGAACUGGACAAACUCGAACGAGAGAAACGGCUUACUGCCCCACCUCCGCCGGUGCCCACACCGGCUGCUGCCGCCUCGCGCCCGACGAUGAGUGUUCGUACGGCCAACUACUACAAUCCCUCUGCCACGUCCACGCCAUCCCAGACGCCUACCACCGCCACUUUCAUGCCGCCGUACCGGCCAUACUCCUACUCGUACUCGCAGUAUCCCACCACGCAGUACACCUACAACCCGCACGCAUAUGGCGCGACGCACUACGGGAGUGCCGCCUCAUACGGUGCUGCCACUUCCACCCCCACGACCCCUGCCUACUCGCCUCCGGCCAGCGCGACGACAAUGACACAAACAUCCGCCGCCUCGGCACAGGUGCAGCAGGCGCAAGCACACCCGGCCUCCGCGAGCAACACGGCAGUUCCCGUCCAGCUUCCCGUCACCUCCCUGAACGCAUUGAGCGCCCUGGGGAUCGUCCCUAUUGCUGCUGCGUCUGUGCCGUCGGCAGGCCCGCAGCCUCCCGCGGUGAUCAAGUCCACAAACGGGAGCACGCUGAACUUGGAGAUCAACCUGUCGCUCCUGCAGUCUGCGCAGAUGAGCGGCCUUGCGUUAAUCCUCAACGCUCUUACGUCAAGAGGCGUGAACGUGGACGGCUCGACGGCCGCGAGUGGGAUCUCUGCUACCCCGAGCCAACCCGCGUCUUACGCAAACGGAGGUGGCGGGACGGCGGCACCGGCAGGCACCGCGACUUCCGCCGCCGCUGCGGGAAGUACCGCCUCCGCGAGUAACGCCGCGUCCUGCGCGAGCGGAAUUCCUUCGUCUGUGCCUCCCGCCGCCGUCCAGUCAACGACGCCGAACGCUGUUUCGCCGCCUUCUGCGGCAGCAUCCGGGCCCGCAUCCUCUGCUUCGACAUCGCCCUCCUCUUCUGCUUCUGCGGGCACUCCCCAGACAUGACCCAUUGUACUGAAGAGAGAAGUCGAAGGCGGGCGGGAUAUGGAUGGACGAUCAGGGGGCGCGCGCGGAGGGAUAUCGCGACUCGCGACUCGUGUGUGUAUCGUUAUUCGUGUAGCAGUACCAGUAGAACGGCAGCGCCGCCGCAAAGGCAAAGCUUGUAAGAAUGGAACGCGGUCCCACAUGCGCUGGC
Molecule: messenger RNA, 1951 nt
Organism: Trametes versicolor FP-101664 SS1
Lineage: Eukaryota; Fungi; Basidiomycota; Agaricomycetes; Polyporales; Polyporaceae
Exons: 4
Coding region: 1-1761 (586 amino acids)
Source: RefSeq, a predicted model, not a curated record